AGGAGACGGGACAGGGCGCUGUGCAAAUGGGGAGAAGAAAAAACGAAAGGACAGAGUAGGGAGGUGGUUUGCAGAACCGCUUGACUGAUCACACUGUAGCUAGCUCCCCCGACACUGUGCAGAGUAAAAGAGAGAGGUAGACCGGGAGAGAGAGGUGGAAGGAGAAGAACCGGGGUAGGCCUCGGCCUAGGUUUUAGGGGAAAGGGUUAUACACUCAAAGAAGAACUCCGUUCUAGGCAUGAAUAGAAUGGAUACAAAACUUUGAGACUGCACUAUUAUCUAGGCUGUAAUGGCAUUAUUCAGUUCGAUGCUGUUUGACUACACGUUGGGCUGCAUGCUGUAGCCAUGUGCCCAUCAAUACAAUGAUGGGGAGAAGUUAUAGAACAAAGGGAGAGAAGGUUGUAGAAGCUCAGAUGGUGGUGAGGUGAUUUUCAGUCCUACAGAGAAAGACAAGGACACCACUUCAUUCACUGCUAUGGCCUGUGGGGAGGGAUGGACAUCAUAAAGGAGUAACGAUGAAAACUCGAACUCACAAAGAAUCGAUGCCAAUGCGCAGUGGGCGGAGGCGGGGGGGAAGCAACGAGGAGAGGAGGGGUAGACGCCCGCAUCCCAGCCCUUCUCGUGCAGAACGAAACGACAGGCAGACGCAAAGAGCUGCUGGCGAGGAAUUGGCUGUCAGUCGCUUCAAUCACAGAUCACAAGGCCAUGAUUCGUCAGAGAGUGAAGGGGAGGAACUUGUGCCUCCACCAAAGAGGCAGAAAGUCCAGGAUUCUUCCUCUGUCACCAACCCACCGACUUCAACUCAUUCAACUGACAGUACUCCCCCCACUAUACCGCCCCCACCCUCGGCUCCCAGACAGUCACGUGACAGUGACAACGAGGAUGGUCAAUCCCAGGGCAGCAGGAGUUCAGUUGUAGGGAGCUUGGCCAAUAGUCUGAGCAGUGGGCGGGACAUCGACCAGGACAAUCGAUCUUCCUCCCCGAGUCUCUCUGCCUCGCCUCCAGCCAGUUUAGACUCUGACUCUGAUGGUCCAGACUCACCAAAGCAAGGAGAGGGGGAACGGGAGAAAAGGAAAGAGGGAGGAGUGGGGAAGACAGGAGGAGAGGAAAGGAGAGCAGCCAGAGAGGGGAGAGGGGAUGAGUCUUGCGGGGAUGGAGAAAGGAAGGAUGGAGGAAUAGAGGACAGCCCUUCUCUGAAGCUGCCAUCCUCCUCCAUCUCUUCCUCUGCUCCUGUUCCCUCUCUCCGCGGAGCAGGGGAUUCAGCCAAUGACAGCAAUAGUGUCAGGAAGUCCUAUUUCUCACAGGACUCCAAGCUGGUGAGCAAGAUGGAGUAUGGACCGGCCAGCGCUGACACUGUGCACAGUGGCAAUCGAAUGAACUCCAAAGCUAAAGCUCAGUGCGUGACCAAGGCAACUGUCGCCGGGGGAGACUAUCCCCACGGCAACCCCAACAUUCCACACCCCCCUCCACCACCCCUUCCUCCUCCACCAGCGCUGAAACCCUUAGAACUAGGGGGGCAGAACCUGCCCUCAGAAGUCAAGGUAGAGAGAGAGAAAAUAGAGAAAGGUGAGAAACUGAUGGACAACAAGACGGCUCCUCCCUCUCUGUUACCCCAAACCAGCCCCUUACCCCCCUCCCAGCCCCCGCCCCACCCCCACCACUAUAGCCCCACUGGCUGGCAGGGAGGCACCGCAACCGGUUGCCAGGGGAGCUGGGGCUACACCCGUUACUCUGGUAACCACCACACUCACCAGCCGCAGCACCAACCCCCAGUGCAGCAGCAGCAACUGCCAUCCGUCUACAACCCCCCUUCCUCCCGUCAUUCGUCCUCCUCCCACCCCCCUUACCUCCCCCACCCCCAUAAGGAGUACCUCCCCAGGUACGCUUCCGGGGGAGGGGAAAGGGAGAGGGGGGUGGCCGGCGAGAGGGAGAGGGGGGGAGUGAGGGUGGAGUAUGGGGGGAGGGAGAUAGGUAGGGAUUUCUCGGCUGGUAGUGGUAGUAACAGCAGCACUUCUGGUGGGAUGGGGGGUCCUAAUGGGGUCCAAGGGAGGGAGUUUGGGGGUCAGAACCGGGAGUACCCAGGCCUGGGACCUCAGGGCUCUGGGAGAGACCCCCAAUGGGUCCUGGGGGAAGAGAAUUUGGACCGGGGGUGUUCAGAGAAAGAGAGAGGGAUAGAGAGAGGGAGAGGGAGGGAGAGAGGGAUGUAGGAGGAAGGGAGUUUCCUUUACUGAAUCGUAAUGAGAAUCAGAACAGAGAGUUUGGACCCACCGGUGCUGGGGGAGGAAGGGGGCACCCCAGAGACAAAGAGGGGGCGGUGGGGCGAGUUU
Oncorhynchus tshawytscha (Chinook salmon) is the source of this 2327-nucleotide messenger RNA. RefSeq names its product atrophin-1-like. Lineage: Eukaryota; Metazoa; Chordata; Actinopteri; Salmoniformes; Salmonidae. Gene Ontology annotation, cellular component: nucleus. The record is from RefSeq and is a predicted model, not a curated record. Gene Ontology annotation, molecular function: transcription corepressor activity. The transcript is spliced from 5 exons. Bases 516 to 2207 code for a protein of 563 amino acids.